AUGAUGAAAUUCUCUUCUUUUCUGCUUCUAGGCCUAGUUCUAAUGCUCACUAUAACCAGCAGCCAAACCACAAUCACCACCAACAAGAACACCAUCACCUCUACUACCACCACCUUCACUCCUAUUUCUGUUGUUGCUGCUGAAUCUACCAUCAGCACAGAAAAUGUCUGCAUUGAGUUGUUAACUAAAUUUGCAGUAUGUUUACCAUACAUUUCUUCAAACCCCAAUAAUAAUCUAACUAGCGAGGAAGUUCCUCCUGGUUAUUGUUGUGAUCUUUAUAUAUCUUACGGUUUGGAGGGUUCCAGUCUUUGUUUAUGUCAUGUUAUUAAAGAACCUUCUAUACUUGGAGAUCCGGUUAAUAUGACAAUGAUAUAUGAUCUCUCUAGUGUUUGUCCUUUCUUUAUUCCGCCGUAUCAUGUCGCUCUGAAUGUCAUGUGCAAAGCAAUUGCGCCGAACUUACCCCAUCUUGGAAGCAUACUUGCACCGCCUGUUGGUUAA
Papaver somniferum (opium poppy) is the source of this 498-nucleotide messenger RNA. RefSeq lists its product as uncharacterized. The record is from RefSeq and is a predicted model, not a curated record. Bases 1 to 498 code for a protein of 165 amino acids. The transcript is spliced from 2 exons. Lineage: Eukaryota; Viridiplantae; Streptophyta; Magnoliopsida; Ranunculales; Papaveraceae.